Molecule: messenger RNA, 3399 nt
Organism: Caenorhabditis briggsae
Lineage: Eukaryota; Metazoa; Nematoda; Chromadorea; Rhabditida; Rhabditidae
Gene: Cbr-spk-1
Product: Protein CBR-SPK-1
Exons: 12
Coding region: 1-3399 (1132 amino acids)
Biological process (GO): spliceosomal complex assembly; regulation of mRNA processing; protein phosphorylation
Molecular function (GO): ATP binding; protein kinase activity
Source: RefSeq, a predicted model, not a curated record
AUGUUAAGUAUUCUGCACUCCCUGAGCUGGAUGGCUCAUUGGAUCAAUCCCACAGCAACGAUAGCGCCUUCAACGCCUCCUCAAGCGGGUGAAAAGAACGCAAACGUGAAAAAUGGAACAGUUCAGACGAAUGGAGUGAACCAUACCGAGAGGCUGGCCGGGCGAGCACCAAAUUUGCUCCACCCAGCUAUCGAUUAUCCGGGGAUAACAAGUUAUGAGGCGGGCGGAUCUCUCAUCUUGACCGAUAUUUUCCCUACUGUUCUAUUCAUGUUCGUGGUUCUAUUUUGUCGUUGGUUCAAUGGAUUUGCACCUCGACAAGAGCGUUUUCAAAGGCUCGAAUAUGAAGCUAUUCUAAGGCGGAGACGGUUUCGUGUGCAAUCGGAAGAAUCCGAAGAGCUGGAAGAUCAUGAGGCAUAUUCUGAAACUGAUAUUUGUACUCAACUGAUUGCCUCAUCAGCUAAUGUUGCUUGUAACAUUAACGUUGAUUUGGUUAAUCAAAAUCGGUUUUAUUUUUUCGUUAAGCAAAACAACGAAGACGAGACUGCCGUGCCUUCUGAUGUUCCUCCGCCCGAAACAAGUAUAAAAAAUGAAGAUACCGAAGUUAAUUUGGUGUUCGCGAGUGCGGAAGAUAAUGGCUACAUUUCAUCGACAUUCGAAGUAUCAGAAACUUCUUUAAUGGUCACCUCUGAAGUUUACGAAGUGGAGAAAGUUUCGGUGAACGAAGACCAGUCCUCACGCCCUGUAAAUGUAAUUGUAAACGAAAGUGACGAUGAACAAUCAUUGCGCUCGCAAGAUGGUUCGAGAUGUUCUGAUGAAGCUAUGAACUCUUGUAUGUCGGCUUCAGAAGACGAAGAUGUUGAAUCACAGGAAGAUUCCUACCAUGUCAACGAUGCCACCGAAGACUCUGUGAGCUCGAUAAAAACUCAAGAAGAUGAGCCGAUUGAAGAAGAAUUGGCUUCGUGUCAUUCGGACGAAGAUGACCACCAAAAUGAAGUUCUUGGUGAUGAAGAGGCAUCUAAAUACGAUAACCUUCCGGUGGAAAUGCGGUCAGCAAAAGAGGGAGAUGAGAGUGAAGGAACAAUUGAUUCAUCAGUCUCCUCAUCGACAUCGUCUACUCCUGACGACGACGAGGACGACAGUGCUACUUCUUACGACUCAGACGAUAUCGAAAUUCAAAUGUUCGAGUAUGAUCUGGGAACUGUGUGUGCUUCAGCUUCUAUUUCUAUCCCCCGCCCAUCUAUUAUUCCAAAAAAGAACAAAAAAGCUGAAGUAAACGCCAAUGAAGAGCGUAUGGACGAUGUUAGUGUCAGUCCUGGACGCAGUGAUUCUCCUGGUGGGGGUGGUGGUCAUUCGGAUUCCUUCCAAGAUCCAUUGGAUCCGGGAGAGCAACUCGGUUCUGAUGACGAGGAACAAGAAGAUCCUCGUGACUACAAGCGUGGCGGCUAUCACCCAGUCAACAUCGGAGACGUGUUUAAUUCAAGGUAUCAUGUGAUUCGAAAACUCGGAUGGGGCCACUUCUCGACUGUCUGGUUGGCUUGGGAUACUCAAGAGAAGCGGUUUACCGCUAUGAAAAUAGUCAAAUCGGCUGAGCAUUACACGGAAGCCGCUCUUGACGAAAUCAAGCUUCUGCUAUCAGUUCGUGGUGCAGAUCCAGAAGACACGGGAUGUCACAAAGUUGUUCAACUACUGGACGAAUUUACUGUUACCGGUAUCAACGGCCAACAUGUUGCAAUGGUUUUUGAAGUCCUUGGCUGCAACCUCUUAAAACUUAUAAUUCGGUCCAACUAUCGAGGUCUUCAUCUUGAACAAGUUAGAAAAAUAUGCAAACAAAUUUUGGAGGCGUUGCGGUAUAUGCACGAAAAGUGCGGUAUCAUUCAUACUGAUAUCAAACCCGAGAACGUGCUUAUUACUAUGAGCCGAGAAGAAAUCAAGAUCAUGGCUCAACAUGCUGUCGUUGCCCGGAAGAUGAACAUGAAAAUGAGUGGAUCAGCUGUCAGUACUGCACCAGAUCAUUUGGUGAAAAUGGCACAAGAAAACAUGACGAAAAACAAAAAGAAGAAGAUGAAGAAAAAGGCCAAAAAGCAAAGAGAAAAGUUGGAGGCUGAAUUGGCCGGACUGGAGGGUCUCAAAAUGGAUGCUAAUGGUUUACAGGAAGCAUACAACAACGCACCGCAAAAUGGUAUUCGAAUGCGCCCCCCUUCUCUGCUGUUCAAUGGGCCGAUUCCUCAACUUUUGCAAGGCAGUUCAUGUGUGAACACGCCUUCUUCUCCGAGAUCGGUUCCUCCACCACCGGCUCUUUAUCCACAAGCGGGAGGCGUCUGCAAUCAGACAUACCAUCUAUCACAGGUGAUCCUGAAUGAGCAAGUUGAACUCGAAAGCUUCAACACUUCUCAAGUCGAAGACGUCAACAUCGAGGAUGCUGUUAAUGGUAACGGAAACGGCACUAACAAUAAAAUUGAACUCAAGAGCCCGGACCGAUUCGAUCGAACCACUUUGACCCCAUUCAGUGAUCCAGAGAGCAAGAUAGGAGAGUUAGCGUCACCGUCUUCUGAAUUCCUCAGCUCCCCUAUGAGCAUGCUCCCACCCGGCGGAGUUCUACCGGCGCCUCCAGUUGGACCAAACAUCGCUGAUCCUUAUUGUGAUAUUGACGUCAAAAUCGCCGAUCUCGGAAACGCUUGCUGGGUAAACCACCACUACACAGAUGAUAUUCAAACUCGUCAGUAUCGAGCGCUUGAAGUCUUGAUUGGUUCUGGAUACGGACCACCAGCCGAUAUUUGGAGCACAGCUUGCAUGGCUUUCGAAUUGGCUACAGGCGAUUACUUAUUCGAACCUCAUCAAGGUGACAACUAUUCACGUGACGAGGAUCAUUUGGCUCACAUCUCCGAGCUUUUGGGUCAAAUUUCGCCAUCGAUCUACAAAAAGGGUAAACACUGGAGAGAAUUCUUCCACAAAAAUGGCAAUUUGCUUCAUAUUCAUAAUCUUAAACCAUGGUCACUAUACGAGGUUCUGAGACAAAAGUACGAGUGGUCUCAUGAAGACGCACAACAAUUCGAGAGUUUCCUUCGUCCGAUGCUCGAUUUCGAUCAGGAGAAGAGGGCAACAGCAAACGACGCCCUCAAACAUCCAUUCUUAUUACCAUUUGGCGGAAAGGCACCAAGAGAUCCGGAGGUCCUUCAAAGACUGUAUCCGGAUGGACAAGUUCCUGAAGCGCUUGAUGGAAAUCAGGAAGUUUACCGUGACGAAAAUGAUAGUAAUUCCGCGAGCGAGAGGAGUGCGAAUAGAUCUGCUGGAAGCGACGACGAAGAAGAGUUCCACAUGGACCGACCUGGCCCAUCGGGAGUGAUCAAUGAGCCUGCUGACGUUUCUGAAAUAGAAAGCUUUCAACUGAAUCUCCAAUAG